AGGGAGGUGCUGGCAACGCCGCGGCCAAUCCAUUCGCCCCAAGGCCAUUUUCUGCCCUCCCAUCGGCCUCCUGCCAGUGCAAUUGUCCUCAAUUGGACCCCAACCGUUGCCAAGUGUCCAGGACGCGUGCCGCUGUCCUCAAUCAGCCUCAAAUCGAUGGGGAAACUCAAAUUUCGCUUGCGCCUACUCAAAUCUCCCGGCACUUGGGCGGACCAAUCGCAAUCGACCACGCCACUCGGCUGGAUUGCGUCAGCCAAAUCGCCCCUGGAUACGCAUAACAAAGCCAUUGUUCGUUGAGAUCAGAAGCGAUUUGCUUGUUUGUUGUGGAAUAGUGCGCGAUGACGUCCACAGUGCUACCAGUGCCGGCCAUUCUGAGCAUUCUGAGCGACAGCAACUACCUUCUGGAUCAGACUGCCGAUGGGCAGAUGCAGCGGGCGAAGAAGCGCCGUCUGGACCAUCUCUCCUGGGAGGAGAAGAUCCAGAGGAAAAAACUAAAGAACCGAGUGGCGGCGCAAACGUCGCGCGAUCGCAAAAAAGCCAAAGUGGAACAGAUGGAAACCGCCAUCCAGCAGCUGUUCAACAAGAACGAGACGCUGAUUGGUGAAUGCGACCGCUUGCGGGCGACCAAUGAGCGCCUGCUGGCCGAGAACAGCGAACUGCAUCGUCGCCUACAGGAAACGCCCCCCUGCCAAUGCCAGAGCCGGACUGUCGUGUGCGCGCCCGAGAGUGGAUCAACCGAGUCCCUCCUUCGGCCGAAAGGAACGAGCGCCUACUCAGCAGCGGCUCUAGCAGACGCGCGGAAGCGCCACCUGUUGAGGACAGUCCUGAUUUGCCUUCUCUUCCAGAGCUGCUUGACCAGCUGGAGUCGGACACGGUCGACCUCAACGCGCUCGAGCACUUCACUCAGACCCUACUCGAGGACAUUGCCCGAGAUCUGGAGAACGCUGCUCAGAAGACAACCGAUCAAAUCUGUUGGCCAGUGUGUUGAGUUAAUUAGUAAUGCGCCUUUUAUCCAGAGCUCCCGGCUGAACCAAUCAGCAGCUGAUUAUCCGUGGGCGUUUUGCAGGACCAGGAAGCUGUUCCAGACAAAAUGGUGGGGGCGCCAGCAAAGCAGCUGGAACCCAGUGGCGGCGCAGCCGUAGAUCCGGACAUUUCGCAGUAUCUGCUGCUGCACCACAACUACGCAAAGAGUCGGCCCGCGAAGGAGGCGCAGCCCCCCAGGAGGCUGAAGGCGCUGCGCCCCAAACCGCCCGCUUGCGCCCAUCAGCCGCUCCUCCCGCGUGCUGAGGUCGCUGGAAAUGUCUCGCCCAAGUCGGAUAUGGGCUACGAGUCCUUGGGGUCCCCCUUGAGCAGCUGCGAGCUGGACAGUUGGGACCAGAGCGUCUCGGGCCUGUUCCCCACCUUGUUUUAGAUUUUUUUGAAAUUUUCCCCGACGGGUUAAGUUUCUAAUUUUAGUUGUCCUAUUGGUUAAGUUUCUAGUUUUAAGGGGCGCAAUAUAAUUGAUUUUGAAGCA
Molecule: messenger RNA, 1513 nt
Organism: Dendroctonus ponderosae (mountain pine beetle)
Lineage: Eukaryota; Metazoa; Arthropoda; Insecta; Coleoptera; Curculionidae
Product: X-box-binding protein 1-like
Exons: 5
Coding region: 339-1142 (267 amino acids)
Cellular component (GO): nucleus
Molecular function (GO): DNA-binding transcription factor activity, RNA polymerase II-specific; RNA polymerase II transcription regulatory region sequence-specific DNA binding
Source: RefSeq, a predicted model, not a curated record